AUGUCUGGACACCAUCAUCAGCCAUCUUCAUCCAAUGAGAGCGAAGAGUACGCCUACACUCAGACCUAUGCUCCACAGGACAUGCACCCCCAGACAACAUUUCCAGGCUAUCAGACGCAAUAUGCGACGUCGUAUCUUCCACCUCAGGACUUGUUUGGUCAGCUUCAACAAUACCAAUCGCCGCCCCAGUAUCGGCCUUUUCAAGGUCAAAGUCUUCCGUCCGUACUUGGCCAGCCGUGGACGCAACCAGCUGUCCCCGCAACGUACGGGUUUUUCGAUCAACCAAAUCAAUCUUUCCCACAGUAUCUAGAUGCAUUCCAAGUGCUCGAGGAGCCUGUGAUUGCUGGUCCGUCGCCCUUUUCAACCAGCUAUCUGUCCCCAGGACAAGCGAACAGACCUCGAACCUCGCGAGCAACCUCAUGGGCAUCCAACGCAAGCUCCAUCUCGGAAAUCUCACGAAGUGUGUCGCCCAAUGCGAGCGAGAUGCUCAAAUGGGGGUGCCAAAACGAGAAUGGAAGUUGGUCCUGCGCAUACCCUGGCUGCUCCUCGAAAUCCACCUUCAAUCGAGGCUGUGAUCUCAGGAAACACUACAAGCGACAUACUAAGUCCCUGUUCUGCCGUCACGAUGGCUGUCCUCAAUCGAAAGAAGGCGGCUUCUCCAGCAAGAAGGAUCGCGCACGCCAUGAAGCCAAGCAUAAUCCCAACGUUGUAUGCGAAUGGAAGGGCUGUGAACGGCUUUUCAGCCGUCAGGAUAACAUGGUGAGUCGCUCCGCUACCGCAUGAAACGACGCGCGGCUGGGCCUGACCGAUACUCUCAGAAGGACCACGUUAGAAGAGUGCACAAACGACAAACUGCAUGA
Molecule: messenger RNA, 860 nt
Organism: Lecanosticta acicola
Lineage: Eukaryota; Fungi; Ascomycota; Dothideomycetes; Mycosphaerellales; Mycosphaerellaceae
Source: the annotation of a GenBank genome assembly